AUGGAAGAGGGGGGCUGCGACGGCAACUCGACCGGAGCGUACUAUCCCAAACAAUGUUGCAGUGACGGUCCCGAACCUUGCUCCUCGAAAAAAGAUAUUCAAUCACCGGCUUUCCAUUGGCUUACCAAAGUCGUCAUCUUCUUAUCGCUGUACUCGACCGUCAUGAGUGGGAUUUGGCUAUUCGUUGCUAUCGUACAGCCAAGAUGGGGUCGGCGUAUCUCCUCCCGCAUGGGAAUGGGUCCAUCCACAGCAACAGUGCUGACUGCGUUUCUCUCCAAAACGAUUGAGCUAUCUUUUGUAACGACCUUUAUCACAUUUCUGGGUCAGAUCCUCAGUCGCAGGGCUAUUUCGCAAGGGUCGCGAGGCACGACGCUGGCAGAAAUGUCGAUGCGAAGCUGGGUCAUCCAGCCUGGCUCCUUGGCGACGCAUUCUGGCAUGUUACGGUUUGCCGGCUUCAGCAUUCUCGGCAUACUCUCGCUGCUUGCCACACUGGUCGCGGCAUUUUACACGACGGCUUCGGAUGCCAUGGUGGCGCCGAAACUCAAGUACGGCCGUUGGGAACACAAGCCCAUGUCGGGCUACGUCCGCUCGUCGUACGCCAAUUCCGACUAUGUGAAAUUAUUGUGCCCGGACAUACUAGAGCCCGAGGUUGGCGGCAAUGACAACACUAUCGCGUGCACGGCGGUGAUAAUUUCGGGCGAAUCGUACCGGAAUCUGCAGAAUUUUAUGGGCAUCUGGAACACUAUUAACACUAACGGGACCACACUGAUCCACGAUGUGAAAGACAGGCCGGCUGGAGUAGCAUCUCUCAACGGCAACACGACACUCUACGGUUCCUGGAUCGAGACAGAACACAGCGACGUCGCGGCGCAUUUCGAGAAGACGGGGCGCAUCAUCAACAACGUCACCCUGGCCAUGCCACAUCCUGGGGUUGCAGCUGCUGCAACUUCGCCUCUAAACGGAAUCUUGCAGCCAGAGGACCUCUCAGGCUUGGGAGAGUACGCCGUAAAGGCUGGUGUUGUGUCUCCAGCAGUCAAUGUCUUGUGCGUCAAUAUGGCGCAGGAUGAGCUUAAGCCACUGGUCUACACUGAGUGGCCGAAUGCAAAGACCAAUUGGACCGGCGUAGGACUCCAGAAACAAGGAUGGCAGAAUUGGACAGAUGAAGUGCCUAAGCAUCCCGACAGCCGUGGAAACGACAAUUAUUUUAACAGGACAGUCGUGGAUGACAUUUUCCGCUGGGGGCCCACGUAUCAAAGAAGACCGCCAGUCUUCCAAUUGUUUCCCGCCGAUUACAACACCGUGGUGAAUUCCACGGUAAUAGGUUCUGAUGCAAUUUACAUCAUGGGCAAACACCCCCAGUCUCAAAACUACACAAUGUGUGAGCUUCGGUCAUGGGUGUCCCCAAACUGUUCGACGCAGUUCAAUAUCUCUGGCAUUAGCGGGAGCAAGAUGGCGGCUCACUGCGAAGAUCCCGACGAUGUCGACAGCUAUUGGCGCUCUUUUCCGGGUCCCCAAGAAUGGGCUUUACCCUCUAACGAUUGGAAGUGGCUGGCCGAUCAGUGGCGUUUAGCGACCGACCUCAACGGAGGCGAGCGCAACAACAAUGCCUCCAACGCGCGCAUCCUCACGCAGCUCAUUCUCCUGAAGCCUGAACUGCUGUCGUAUCAGCCUUCCAUGGCUGAAGCUCUAGCCGUGUUUGCCAGCUCGAUGCUUACUCUAGGCGCCGUGGGCACGCCGUUCCGCCACUACUGGGAAUACGAAAAGCCGCGCAACAUUCUGGGGGAGCCCGGGAUCGUGCACCAGUUCAACGCCUCCGUCAUCACGCAGCAGUACACGUCGGGCCAUGUGUACAACUGGCAGGGGAUCUUUUACGUCAUCCUGGCUCUCAUGUUUGCCCUUAAUGUCGUGUGCUGCGCCUACAUCUUCUUGCACGCCAAGCUUGUGACGGACUACACGGAGGCGCAUAACUUGUUUGCGCUGGCGCUCAACAGCUCGCCCAAUGAGCGGCUCAGGGGUACCUGCGGAGGAGGGCCUCAGGAACGAGAUCUGGCCGUGCCGUGGCGUGUGGGCUACUCCUCGGGCGCAAACCACUACUUUAUCGAGCAGACUGGUGGAGGACCGUGGGAGAGAACUGUGGAUGCGAAGACGGCCACUUCGAAGGCGGCCAACGGCGACGGGUUUGCGGGGGAGAGCUACGAUAGGUUGCGCAACGGCCGACCAUGGUUAUAA
Messenger RNA from Akanthomyces muscarius, 2229 nucleotides. RefSeq lists its product as uncharacterized. NCBI's taxonomy places the organism in Eukaryota, Fungi, Ascomycota, Sordariomycetes, Hypocreales, Cordycipitaceae. The record is from RefSeq and is a predicted model, not a curated record. Bases 1 to 2229 code for a protein of 742 amino acids. The transcript has 4 exons.